CCCGCCCCGUGCAUGCCCCGCCCCGCGCCGGAGACGCGCUCGCUGCGUCAUCAGUGUUUUCGAGACGAGUCUCGACGCAGCAGCUGUCAGCUCCAUUUUGUUGUUGGUACGCGACGCAGUCAGCUGUGUGAUUACCGUGAUUGCGUAACAACCUUUGUCUCCUUCGACUUGGAGUCUUUGUCCAGGACGAUGAGACACUCAAAGAGAACUUACUGUCCUGAUUGGGAUGACAAGGAUUGGGAUUAUGGAAAAUGGAGGAGCAGCAGCAGUCAUAAAAGAAGGAAGAGAUCACAUAGCAGUGCCCGGGAGAACAAGCGCUGCAAAUACAAUCAUUCUAAAAUGUGUGAUAGCCAUUAUUUGGAAAGCAGGUCUAUAAAUGAGAAAGAUUAUCAUAGUCGACGCUACAUUGAUGAGUACAGAAAUGACUACACUCAAGGAUGUGAACCUGGACAUCGCCAAAGAGACCAUGAAAGCCGGUAUCAGAACCAUAGUAGCAAGUCUUCUGGUAGAAGUGGAAGAAGUAGUUAUAAAAGCAAACACAGGAUUCACCACAGUACUUCACAUCGUCGUUCACAUGGGAAGAGUCACCGAAGGAAAAGAACCAGGAGUGUAGAGGAUGAUGAGGAGGGUCACCUGAUCUGUCAGAGUGGAGACGUACUAAGUGCAAGAUAUGAAAUUGUUGAUACUUUAGGUGAAGGAGCUUUUGGAAAAGUGGUGGAGUGCAUCGAUCAUAAAGCGGGAGGUAGACAUGUAGCAGUAAAAAUAGUUAAAAAUGUGGAUAGAUACUGUGAAGCUGCUCGCUCAGAAAUACAAGUUCUGGAACACCUGAAUACAACAGACCCCAACAGUACUUUCCGCUGUGUCCAGAUGUUGGAAUGGUUUGAGCAUCAUGGUCACAUUUGCAUUGUUUUUGAACUACUGGGACUUAGUACUUACGACUUCAUUAAAGAAAAUGGUUUUCUACCAUUUCGACUGGAUCAUAUCAGAAAGAUGGCGUAUCAGAUAUGCAAGUCUGUGAAUUUUUUGCACAGUAAUAAGUUGACUCACACAGACUUAAAGCCUGAAAACAUCUUAUUUGUGCAGUCUGACUACACAGAGGCAUAUAAUCCCAAAAUAAAACGUGAUGAGCGCACCUUAGUAAAUCCAGAUAUUAAAGUUGUAGACUUUGGUAGUGCAACAUAUGAUGACGAACAUCACAGUACAUUGGUAUCUACAAGACAUUAUAGAGCACCUGAAGUUAUUUUAGCCCUAGGGUGGUCCCAACCAUGUGAUGUCUGGAGUAUAGGAUGCAUUCUUAUUGAAUACUAUCUUGGGUUUACCGUAUUUCCAACACACGAUAGUAAGGAGCAUUUAGCAAUGAUGGAAAGGAUUCUUGGACCUCUACCAAAACAUAUGAUACAGAAAACCAGGAAACGUAAAUAUUUUCACCACGAUCGAUUAGACUGGGAUGAACACAGUUCUGCCGGCAGAUAUGUUUCAAGACGCUGUAAACCUCUGAAGGAAUUUAUGCUUUCUCAAGAUGUUGAACAUGAGCGUCUCUUUGACCUCAUUCAGAAAAUGUUGGAGUAUGAUCCAGCCAAAAGAAUUACUCUCAAAGAAGCCUUAAAGCAUCCUUUCUUUGACCUUCUGAAGAAAAGUAUAUAGAUCUAUAAUUGGACAGCUCUCUCGAAGAGAUCUUACAGACUGUAUCAGUCUGAUUUUUAAAUUUUAAGUUAUUUUGUACAGCUUUGUAAAUUCUUAACAUUUUUAUAUUGCCAUGUUUAUUUUGUUUGGGUAAUUUGGUUCGUUAAGUACAUAGCUAAGGUAAUGAACAUCUUUUUCAGUAAUUGUAAAGUGAUUUAUUCAGAAUAAAUUUUUUGUGCUUAUGAAGUU
This is a messenger RNA of Pongo pygmaeus (Bornean orangutan), 1872 nucleotides long. It is a transcript of the gene CLK1, whose product is annotated as CDC like kinase 1. Gene Ontology annotation, biological process: regulation of RNA splicing; peptidyl-tyrosine phosphorylation. Lineage: Eukaryota; Metazoa; Chordata; Mammalia; Primates; Hominidae. The transcript has 13 exons. The coding region runs from base 13 to 1644 and encodes 543 amino acids. The record is from RefSeq and is a predicted model, not a curated record. Gene Ontology annotation, molecular function: protein serine/threonine kinase activity; protein tyrosine kinase activity; ATP binding. Gene Ontology annotation, cellular component: nucleus.